UCUCAAUCUCUCUCUCUCUCUCUUCUCCAUUGCAAGUUGUAAAGAAGAGAGAAAGGGGAAAGAAGAAAGAGAAUAGCAACAUCUUAACCCUUUAAGCGUUUCAGAAAUUAGACACGAUUUCCACCAAAACCCUCGAUGCUGCUUGCUAACAGUUUUGAUCAAUGGCAAAAAGAUGCAUUCUUUUCAGCUGCAGAAGAGAUUCAGCAAUCAGCCGAUAUAAUGGAAUCAUCAUACAGGACAUGGCAAAGGAUGAAAAUUGGAGGUUUAGCAGCAGAAGGUUUGGAUGAACUGUGCAGGGAGCUUCAAACUUCUUUAGGAACAGCAAAAUGGCAGUUGGAUGAGUUUGAAAGAGCUGUUAGGUCGAGUUACAGAAAACUCAGCAGUGAUGAUACAGCUGCAACAAGACAUAGAGAAUUCAUUAAUGUUAUUGAAAAUCAGAUUUCUCGGGUGGAAACAGCUUUAAGGAACUUUUUAAUUGAAGAUGGGAAGAAACCGCUUAGGUGGAUACAUUUAGAUGAAGAUGAUCGCGACGAUUUAGCUGCUUUUCUAUCUGGGUCUCUUCCGACAUCACAGAUUAAUCCAAAAGAAGGAAUUAUCGUUAGUAGUAGUGAUAGUGUCAUAGAUAUAGAACCUGAAGAGGAAGAAGAAGUGUUUACUGGAACAUCAGAUGAUACACAACUAAGAACAUGGAGUUCACCAACUACAGGUUCUUGGAAAAUUGGAGUUGCUGACGAUGAAAGGAAAGAAUCACCACUUCAGAGCUUUGAGGUGAUGCUAAUUAAAGAUAAGGAAUCAAAACCACUCUUGUCAAAUUGGUUGCGUUUCAGAAGGAUUAACAACUGCCUAAAUCAGAUCCAUGGAUGGCGGCUAAGAGAAUUGCAAACUAUUCCUCUAAGUUUUCAAUUUAGUUCAGCUCGGUUGAAGUUUGCACUAACGCUGGUUGCGUUUCUUAUGGUGCCUUUUAUACUAUAUUCAACAUAAGCCAGAGCAAAGCUGGUAACAUUUCAGCAUAUUAUUAAACCAGAAAGGUUCUGGCGAGGAAGAUGACAACAGUUUGUAAAUUCAUGUAGACAAACAACAACAUAAACAAGAAUCAUGCACAAAUGUUUUAGGAGAAACAUGAAGACCGUCUUUAAGCCUCUAAGUAUAGUCUUUUGAUAGGAUUAGUAAGAUACCUUAUAGCAUUGUAAUGUUUUUCUAUUAAAGAUGUCAAGGAGAUUGUACUUAGGAUUUAGAGGAUUUAUUUGAAGUUUUCAAUACAAUGAACUCGUUUCUGUCAAAAACCUAUGCAUAGAGAGAAUGUUGUCUUCGAUGACUUUUAUGGAUACUCCGUUGAAUUAGUAAUAGAACCAUACCACCAAAAUGAGUAAGCCAACACUCACUCUUGUA
This is a messenger RNA of Impatiens glandulifera, 1389 nucleotides long. RefSeq lists its product as uncharacterized. The record is from RefSeq and is a predicted model, not a curated record. Lineage: Eukaryota; Viridiplantae; Streptophyta; Magnoliopsida; Ericales; Balsaminaceae. Gene Ontology annotation, biological process: Golgi vesicle transport. The transcript has 6 exons. Gene Ontology annotation, cellular component: membrane. The coding region runs from base 136 to 981 and encodes 281 amino acids.